CCAUUUAGAUACCGCAUGACCGCAGAAAAAAAGAAAAAUCCAAGGAGUCUAGGGUUUUUCGUUUUUCGUUCGAGUUAUCUCCAGCCCACGACGCGCCGGCCCCUUCCUCCCCUUACGCCUCGACCUCGACCCCACCCCCGCGAGGCGGCGGCGGCGGUGGCGCGCGGCGAGCGGCUGCGUCUCGGUGAGCUUGGCGCCCCCCCUGUGGCCGCGGCGUCCCCGGCGCCAUCUGUCCUGCGGGCUGCUGCUCCCGCGGCGGCUUCGUCGGCUGCAGCGGGCGGCCGCAAAACCCUAGCGGCGGAUGAGAGCCUGAUUAGGAAGCUUUUGACAGAUCAAGAACUAAAUUCUUCAUCAGUUCGUGCUGAAUAUAACUUAGCUUACAUGGCUAUGGUGCCAAGUGAUUCAUCACAUCAUGGAGUUGUAGAAAAUAGCCCCAAUGGCUUUACCCAAGGUAGGCGUGAGGAAGCUGGGAAACUUGGUGCAUCAUGGUAUUUCAGUAGAAAGGAAAUAGAAGAAAAUUCUCCAUCCAGGAGGGAUGGCAUUGAUUUGAAGAAAGAGUCUUACCUUCGAAGGUCGUAUUGCAGUUUUCUACAAGAUUUGGGCAUGAAGCUUAAAGUGCCUCAAGUGACGAUUGCUACAGCUAUGGUAUUCUGUCACCGUUUUUACCUUCGCCAAUCCCAUGCAGAAAAUGAUAGACGAACAAUUGCCACCGUUUGCAUGUUCUUGGCUGGAAAAGUCGAAGAAACACCUAGACCUUUGAAGGAUGUCAUCCUGGUUUCUUACGAGAUUAUUCAUAAGAAGGAUCCUGCUGCUGGUCAGAGAAUCAAGCAGCAGAAGGAAAUAUAUGAUAAACAAAAAGAACUUAUUUUACUUGGGGAGCGAGCUGUACUUGUAACACUUGGGUUUGACCUGAAUGUUCACCAUGCUUACAAGCCCUUGGUUGAAGCAAUAAGGAGAUUCAAUGUUGGUGGUAAAAAUGCACUUCCUCAGGUUGCUUGGAAUUUUGUAAAUGAUGGGCUGCGUACCUCGCUUUGCCUGCAAUUCGAGCCUCAUCAUAUUGCAGCAGGUGCUAUCUUUUUGGCUGCUAAAUUUCUCAAAGAGAAGCUUCCAUCUGAUGGUGAUAAGAUUUGGUGGCAGGAAUUUGAUGUGACUCCACGGCAACUUGAAGAGGUUAGCAAUCAAAUGUUGGAGCUGUAUGAGCAAAACCGUGACCGUGCAACACAGGCACAACCAUCACUGGGAAAUGAAGCUGAAGCGAGCUCAGCUACUGUGCGUAAUCAACGAUCCUCUGUAAAAUCUGAAGGAAACUCCAAGGAAUCAUCUGCUCAUGGAUAUCAUCAGGCACUCAAGCAGUCAAAUUCGCAGCAUUCUUCCUCAACAGGUGCUCCAGGUCACCAUGACGACGAGCACUCAAAUCCAGAAAAGCAUAUUUCUGGCCACAAAAUGCUUCAAAAAGACUAUGGUGACCAUGGUGGCAGCAAAGAAAGGAGCAACCAGAGUGGAAGUAGAUUUGAUGCUGGCAUGGACAUUUCACAUCAGGACAAAAAAUCCUUGCCAGGACAUCAGUAUCCCAAGUCCAGUUAUGAGUCUGAUCAUCCAAUGGAACGUAAGCCACAUAAAUCACAUGAUAGUUCCAAUGAAACAAAAGAUGGUGUUCUUGACAGCAAUGAAGCUCCCAGUGUGUCAACCUCCAUGAUGGACGCGAUGAAUAAAAUUGACAAGGAUAAGGUAAAAGCAGCUUUGGAGAAGCGAAGAAAAUCGAAAGGUGAUGUUGGUACGAAGGUAAAUGUGAUGGAUGAUGAUGAUCUACUUGAGAGAGAGCUAGAACAUGGUGUUGAAUUAGCUGUUGAGGAUGAGAAGAUCAAGCAGGAUAAGAGGCAGAACUUGUCCCAUGGUAGCAUUCAUGGAGGGGAUCUUCAAAAUGCUGACCAAGUUACGGAGAAUGGUCACCAUGGCAAGCAGUGUGUGCCAACGACUACUGAAGAUGGGGAGUUUCCAUUGGACAGUAAAGAACAGCAUCUUCCACCAUUGGAUAAGCAAAAUAAUGUUGCCGAGCACCAGUCCCAGCAGUCUGAUCACACAUUGAAGCACCACCAGAGCCAUGAUGCUCAACUUGCUGGAAGACAUGAGCAGGGUGAAAGAGACUGUAAAAAGCCUAAGCUCGAAGGGUAGGUUCUGGAUGAUGAUGGGCCAUUGUGCGUGAUUUUGGACCUGACCGGCACAUUUUACUGAACUCACCUGUGCCUGAGGAUGCUGCAGUGCGGCACGAAAUUUCUGUGCACAGAACAUAAAGAUGUCCAUGCUUUUGCAAGGAUUUGUGUCGCACAACAGUUUAAAAUUGUUCCUAGAUCUGUACCAGGGAACAUCUUGAGGGAAUUCAUGCUAGCAAUAUCUGAUAUGUUCCAACAAACAUUGGGAUAUAUGCACUGAAACAUGCUUCUGAUCGCAUUUGCAUUCACUUAUGCAUGAUGUUUCAGUUAAAGGUGAUGCAAAUGUGUCAAUAAGGCAUAACAUUCGUCGCUAUAAGAGUCACAUAUAAAUGUGCAGUCUUCCCUUCCA
This is a messenger RNA of Phragmites australis (common reed), 2559 nucleotides long. RefSeq names its product cyclin-T1-4-like. Gene Ontology annotation, cellular component: cyclin/CDK positive transcription elongation factor complex; nucleus. Gene Ontology annotation, biological process: regulation of transcription by RNA polymerase II; positive regulation of DNA-templated transcription, elongation. Bases 16 to 2172 code for a protein of 718 amino acids. Lineage: Eukaryota; Viridiplantae; Streptophyta; Magnoliopsida; Poales; Poaceae. Gene Ontology annotation, molecular function: cyclin-dependent protein serine/threonine kinase activator activity. The transcript has 7 exons. The record is from RefSeq and is a predicted model, not a curated record.